CAUGACAACUCCAGCCCCACCGGCCUGGCGUCUCUUGAGCCCAACCGGCAUCCGUCGCGGUUGGACUCGGGCUUGGCGGAAUGGGGCGGGACUUCCAGUAGGAGGCGGCAAGUUUGAAAAGUGACAACGGUUGACGUUUGCUGAUUUUUGACUUUGCUUGUAGCUUCUCCCCGAACUCGCCGUCUUCCUGUCGGCGGCCGGCACUGUAGAUUAACAGGAAACUUCCAAGAUGGAAACUUUGUCUUUCCCCAGAUAUAAUGUAGCUGAGAUUGUGAUUCAUAUUCGCAAUAAGAUCUUAACAGGAGCUGAUGGUAAAAACCUCACCAAGAAUGAUCUUUAUCCAAAUCCAAAGCCUGAAGUCUUGCACAUGAUCUACAUGAGAGCCUUACAAAUAGUAUAUGGAAUUCGACUGGAACAUUUUUACAUGAUGCCAGUGAACUCUGAAGUCAUGUAUCCACAUUUAAUGGAAGGCUUCUUACCAUUCAGCAAUUUAGUUACUCAUCUGGACUCAUUUUUGCCUAUCUGCCGGGUGAAUGACUUUGAGACUGCUGAUAUUCUAUGUCCAAAAGCAAAACGGACAAGUCGGUUUUUAAGUGGCAUUAUCAACUUUAUUCACUUCAGAGAAGCAUGCCGUGAGACGUAUAUGGAAUUUCUUUGGCAAUAUAAAUCCUCUGCGGACAAAAUGCAACAGUUAAACGCUGCACACCAGGAGGCAUUAAUGAAACUGGAGAGACUUGAUUCUGUUCCAGUUGAAGAGCAAGAAGAGUUCAAGCAGCUUUCAGAUGGUAUUCAGGAGCUACAACAAUCACUAAAUCAGGAUUUUCAUCAAAAAACGAUAGUGCUGCAAGAGGGAAAUUCCCAAAAGAAGUCAAAUAUUUCAGAGAAAACCAAGCGUUUGAAUGAAUUAAAAUUGUCAGUGGUUUCUUUGAAAGAAAUACAAGAGAGUUUGAAAACAAAAAUUGUGGAUUCUCCAGAGAAGUUAAAGAAUUAUAAAGAAAAAAUGAAAGAUACGGUCCAGAAGCUUAAAAAUGCCAGACAAGAAGUGGUGGAGAAAUAUGAAAUCUAUGGAGACUCAGUUGACUGCCUGCCUUCAUGUCAGUUGGAAGUGCAGUUAUAUCAAAAGAAAAUACAGGACCUUUCAGAUAAUAGGGAAAAAUUAGCCAGUAUCUUAAAGGAGAGCCUGAACUUGGAGGACCAAAUUGAGAGUGAUGAGUCAGAACUGAAGAAAUUGAAGACUGAAGAAAAUUCGUUCAAAAGACUGAUGAUUGUGAAGAAGGAAAAACUUGCCACAGCACAAUUCAAAAUAAAUAAGAAGCAUGAAGAUGUUAAGCAAUACAAACGCACAGUAAUUGAGGAUUGCAAUAAAGUUCAAGAAAAAAGAGGUGCUGUCUAUGAACGAGUAACCACAAUUAAUCAAGAAAUCCAAAAAAUUAAACUUGGAAUUCAACAACUAAAAGAUGCUGCUGAAAGGGAGAAACUGAAGUCCCAGGAAAUAUUUCUAAACUUGAAAACUGCUUUGGAGAAAUACCAUGACGGUAUUGAAAAGGCAGCAGAGGACUCCUAUGCUAAGAUAGAUGAGAAGACAGCUGAACUGAAGAGGAAGAUGUUCAAAAUGUCAACCUGAUUAACAAAAUUACAUGUCUUUUUGUAAAUGGCUUGCCAUCUUUUAAUUUUCUAUUUAGAAAGAAAAGCUGAAGCGAAUGGAAGUAUCAGAAGUACCAAAUAAUGUUGGCUUCAUCAGUUUUUAUACACUCUCAUAAGUAGUUAAUAAGAUUAAUUUAAUGUAGGCUUUUAUUAAUUUAUAAUUAAAAUAACUUGUGCAGCUAUUCAUGUCUCCACUCUGCCCCUUGUUGUAAAUAGUUUGAGUAAAACAAAACUAGUUACCUUUGAAAUAUAUGUAUUUUUUUCUGUUAC
Molecule: messenger RNA, 1914 nt
Organism: Pongo pygmaeus (Bornean orangutan)
Lineage: Eukaryota; Metazoa; Chordata; Mammalia; Primates; Hominidae
Gene: NUF2
Product: NUF2 component of NDC80 kinetochore complex
Exons: 14
Coding region: 230-1624 (464 amino acids)
Biological process (GO): mitotic spindle organization; kinetochore organization; attachment of mitotic spindle microtubules to kinetochore
Cellular component (GO): Ndc80 complex; kinetochore
Molecular function (GO): protein-containing complex binding
Source: RefSeq, a predicted model, not a curated record